Molecule: messenger RNA, 720 nt
Organism: Synchytrium microbalum
Lineage: Eukaryota; Fungi; Chytridiomycota; Chytridiomycetes; Synchytriales; Synchytriaceae
Exons: 8
Coding region: 1-720 (239 amino acids)
Cellular component (GO): membrane
Molecular function (GO): sugar transmembrane transporter activity
Source: RefSeq, a predicted model, not a curated record
AUGGCCGACCAGCUAUGUGGAGACAAUCACGGAUGCGAUGUGUUUUUGAGAUAUGUAAUUCCUAGCUUGGGAGCAAUAACAGCUCUAUCCAUCUUUCUGGCUCCAAUGCACUCUGUGCUCCAAGUUAGGAACUCUCAGAAGCUAACCGUCAAUCCAAAUCCAUUCCCACUCUUGACUGGAAACUGUUUCGGAUGGGCUCUAUACGGAUAUCUGGCACGAGAUUACUUUAUUAUGCUUCCCAACAUGAUUGGAUGGUCCACAUCAUCAUUCUACCUCUUCACGACAUAUCCUUUGCUGCAGCGCAAACAACAAGAUACUCUUGUGGGUCUCUAUAUUGCUUCCCAGGCUCUUCUCUUGUUUUCGGGAUGUUUCGCCUUUAUAACUUUGGGAGCUACCGAUACAACCGGCAAAACACUUGUGGGAAUUGUUACAACUGCAAUCUUGGUCGCAUUCUACUUUUCUCCAUUGAGUGGAUUGCUCCAAAUCAUACAGAGCAACGACGCGUCCUCAAUACAUAUGCCUCUUGCUCUUACUUCCUUAUGCAAUGGCCUGCUUUGGGGCGCUUAUGGCCUUACCAUAGCCGAUUAUUUUGUCGCUGUACCGAAUCUUUUUGGAUUUCUGACUGGCUGUAUUCAAGUUAUUUUGAAAGUUAUGUUGCCAUCACGAAGUAGACGUGGUUCAAAUGCAAGUUUACACGGUCAGUCAGACGAAGAGUCUUAA